AUGCGGCGUGCACGCCCACUGAAGUUUUCUACUCGCCUCCGCGGCAGAGUUGUCUGGUGGCACCCGUUUGAGCGGCGCGGCGUCAUUCGUUGCGAGGCGGACGGCAAGGAGUACAACAUCCCAAGUACGCGCGCGUUUGAGACUAUUUUGCCCACGCGACUGCGCCACUUGGAGGGCGCGACGGUCGAGUUUGAGGCCAUCCGCGGCGCGCAAGACGUGGACCGCGUCAUCACGCGCAGUCGCCUGGAGCCCAUCACGACGACAAGUUACGCGCGACCGAGUCCGGUCGACUUUCUCGCCGGCUUUCGCCAGGAGCCGUGCCGUGAGGCGACGCCAGAGACAGCCGCAGCGCCAAGCGCCUCCGCCUCGCCUUCCUCAUCGCCAGCCCCCUCUCCGCAGCUCUUCGCGGGAAAGAUCACCGUCGACUUGAGCACAGUGACGCCACGGAAGGGCAAUGACGAUGGCGAGGGUGCGGAGGACGCACGCAUCGGGACAGCAGAGGAAGAAGUGAGUGUGCGACCCCCACUGGGCGUAAAGGACCUUCGUAAUCCCGUGGUGCUGGACGUGGACACAAGGGAACUGCUGCGCCUGCGGCACCAACUCGGCGACGACGCAAAAGCCCGCGAGGCACUGCAGCAACGGCGAACUGAGGCGGAGGCUGCGAAGGUGAAACAGCGGAAGGUACUGGCGACCCACCAGGCGGGUGUCGUGCUGGCGUGGUCCUCGCUGCAUCGUAGUGGAGUGGUGCUGGCGAAUGCCACGAAGCUCCCCGAGGGUGCCAAGGACGAGCGCGCGGAGGACAUGUGCAUCAUUCGCAAUGUCGAUGCCUUUGACACAGCGCUUCCCACCGAGCUAAACUUGGUCGGUCGUGCCGUCAGCUUUGCAAAGGUGGUCUACGCCUCGCAUCCCGUGAAGGUGUUUGCAGAAAACAUCAUUGUGAGUGGGAAGUUGCACUUUGAUGCGUCGCAGGCCGCCGCGACGGAGACGCGAGCGAAGGAGGCAGCCGCCGCGGAGCACGCAAAACGUGCCAAGCAACUUGGCACCCUCUUUGAAGAGAUUGACUACGAUCAUGAGCCGCUCCCCACCGCUCCCCUCUACGGUGUGGUGACCCGAUGGAGUGGUGGGCAGGGCAUAGUUGAGACGGGCAACAGGCGACUGUAUUAUAUUCAGUCCGCGGCCGACUUUAAACAACUUAUCGACCAAACCAGUAACACCAUCCGAGGGGCUGUGGUGCGCUUUACCGUCGACAGAGAAACUCGUCGCAACGCACGGGCGGUGGACAUUCUUUCCCUCGCCACCCGGGACCCCACCACCGUGGUGCCGAUGCUGGAAAGACGAACGGGAGCCAAUGCGACGCCGAGUGUUGCUGCACAAACUCCUGUCGUUGAUGAAGCUGCUGCUGCUGCUGGUGGUGGCGGUGGUGGCAGUACUAGUAAACUCAGCGCGGCGGUGGGGGCGGCGGAGGAGCUUCCCGCCGAUGCCGCCUGGGUGCAAGGAACACUGAUUGCGUGGUCGCCGUUGGAGGACCAAGGCGUGAUUGAGGGUGACGACGGCAACCGCUACCUUCUCCGCGACGGCGAGGAGGACGUGCGGGACUACAAGACGUGCAAGUCCCUCCUGAAGAAGGGCCGCCGUGUGAAGUUUCUCCCCUUUGGUGGCACGGGCCGCUUGGCGUGCCACGUCGUGCCCCUGGACGCCGAGGCAGACGCGGCGGCUCUUGCGGAGGCGGCGUUGCAGCCCAGCGAGCCGCGCGUGAGCGAGGGGCACGCGGAGGAGGCCAUCGCCUCCCCCAUGAGUACCGCGUACUGGAUCAGUCGGAUGGACCGCGCAGGGUACGACACCACAGAGGUGAAGCAGAUGCAAGGCAAGGCAAUCACCUUCGACGACGACGACGACGAGGACGACAAGCUGCUUGACACGGAGGACCUCUUCAAGAAGGAUCACUGGUUCAAUGACCCGCGGAAAAACAUGCGCCUGCCGAACAGUGACAUGACGGCUGGCAACCUCGCCCUCAUCGGCCCGGCAUCGAUGAUGAACAUCGCGAUGAAGGCCCACAACCCCCAGAAGCUGGAGAAGGUGAAGAACAAGUACUAUAACCGACUCAGCGAGCCCAUGAAGGAGUUUGCGUGGAAGCAGGCGAAGGAACUUGCCCCAAAGUAUGAGAAACGUAUCAAGGAGGCCCGUGAAAAGGGAGUUGAGCCCCGUUUUUCCUUUUAUUGA
This is a messenger RNA of Trypanosoma conorhini, 2220 nucleotides long. RefSeq lists its product as uncharacterized. The transcript has a single exon. Bases 1 to 2220 code for a protein of 739 amino acids. The record is from RefSeq and is a predicted model, not a curated record. Lineage: Eukaryota; Euglenozoa; Kinetoplastea; Trypanosomatida; Trypanosomatidae.